UCCGCACGGCCCCAUUUCUCGACACACACGCUGCAGAAAUUAGCCGCGUAUUUGAACGCUGCUAGCAAGCUAGCUUCUGUUGUAGAGUAGUUUGACUUUUUUCUGAAUGUUUAAGAAUGAUAUUCUUUUAUUGAAACUGGGUUUUUUCCCCAAACAAACAAAAUGAACCUGGACAGGCUUCGGAAGCGCGUGCGGCAGUACAUAGAUCAGCAGCAGUAUCAGAGCGCGCUGUUCUGGGCUGAUAAGAUCGCGUCUUUAUCUCAUGAGGACCCUCAGGACAUCUACUGGCUCGCGCAGUGUCUUUAUCUGACCUCCCAGUACCACAGAGCCUCCCACGCCAUAAGAUCUCGUAAACUAGACAAGAUGUUUGGAGCAUGUCAGUAUCUUGCUGCUAGAUGCCAUUAUGCUGCAAAAGAGUUCCAGCAGGCCUUGGAUAUUUUGGAUGUCGAGGAGCCAGUCAGCAAGAAGCUGCUUGAAAAGAGUGGGAAGGAGGAAACUGUGACACCGGACUGGGGCAUGUCCACUGCUGCUAUUAAUAGCUCCAUCUGCCUCCUGCGGGGUAAAAUCUAUGAUGCCAUGGACAACCGUCCCCUGGCCACCUCCAGUUACAAAGAAGCCUUGAAGCUGGAUGUGUACUGCUUUGAAGCUUUUGACCUUCUAACUGCGCACCACAUGCUGACUGCUCAGGAAGAAAAAGAUUUCCUGGAUUCCCUCCCUUUGAGUGAGCAGUGUACCGAGGAGGAGGAGGAGCUGUUACAUUUUCUUUUUGAACAUAAAUUAAAAAAGUAUAAUAAACCCAGUGAGCUGGUUGUCCCAGAAAUGGUCGAUGGUCUUCAGGACAAUUUAGAUGUUGUUGUGUCUCUCGCUGAGAGACAUUAUUACAACUGUGAUUUCAAGACAUGCUUCAAGCUCACGUCAAUGGUAAUGUUUAAGGAUCCUUUUCAUGCUAACUGUUUACCAGUUCACAUUGGAACCUUAGUUGAGCUUGGAAAAUCUAAUGAGUUGUUUUAUCUUUCUCAUAAACUCGUGGACCUGUAUCCCAAUAACCCUGUUUCAUGGUUUGCGGUCGGCUGCUAUUAUCUUAUGGUUGGCCAUAAAAAUGAGCAUGCUCGGCGCUAUCUUAGCAAAGCUACCACACUUGAACGGACCUAUGGUCCUGCCUGGAUCGCUUAUGGUCAUUCGUUCGCAGUAGAAAGUGAACAUGACCAGGCCAUGGCGGCUUACUUCACUGCUGCCCAACUAAUGAAAGGGUGUCACCUGCCCAUGCUGUAUAUUGGUUUGGAGUAUGGUCUGACUAACAACUCUAAACUUGCCGAGCGCUUCUUCAGCCAGGCUCUCGGGAUUGCUCCAGAGGAUCCGUUUGUCAUUCAUGAGGUGGCCGUGGUCGCCUUUCAGAAUGGAGAUUGGAAAACAGCAGAAAGGUUAUUUCUUGAUGCAAUGGAAAAAAUCAAAGCCAUUGGCAACGAAGUAACUGUUGAUAAAUGGGAACCUUUGCUCAACAACUUGGGUCAUGUUUGCCGAAAACUCAAGAAGUAUGACCACGCUCUGGAGUACCACCGACAGGCCCUCGUGUUAAUACCACAGCACGCGUCCACAUACGCAGCCAUCGGGUAUGUGCACAGCCUGAUGGGAGACUUUGAGAGCGCGAUAGACUAUUUCCAUACGGCGCUCGGACUGAAAAGGGAUGACACUUUUUCUGUAACGAUGCUCGCCCAUUGUAUUGAGAUGUACAUUGGGGACACAGAUGCCUACGUCGCCACAGACAUCGAUGACAAAGUAAAAGGCAGCCUAAACACGCCUGCUCUGAUGAAGAUGCUGUCCACCUCUGAACUGCCGGCUACACCGAAGAGGGAAGAGGCAGAAGACACAAGCACCAUGUCCUUAGAGACACCGGUGUCCAAUCAGGACAAGGUGACGCUGGAGACGCCUCUGAGACUGUCCCUGACCCUGGAGUGUGACAUGUACGAGAGUGACAUGAUGUUAGACACUCUGUCAGACACCAGCACGUGAUCCUCAUCAAACACACCUGAGCUCAAGGACUUUCAAACCAAAACUCUGGCACCAGUCCUGCCUAAGGAUUCUUUACUCCCCUCGUGCAUGAACAAAUGUGAUUUUAGAGUGCAAAUGAAAUGCCGUUGGCAGUGUGGUUUCACCACACUUAUCUUAUUAAGACAAACUUGCAAAAUGCACUUUAGAAAGGGGAAUCAACUAUUGUGCCUUGGUUAAAGGUUUUAUAACGGUGCUUUCCAUCAAACACUGGGUUAGACCUGAAGGCAAGAGUUCAGAUCUUCAGACGCUGGACUUUCCCUGUGGAUUUAUAAAUAAAGAGCCGUUUUGAGCCGUCUUGUUGCUAUUAAUAGUUUUCAAAUAAAUCAUGACGUACUAAUUGUGUUCAUUAACUUUCAAUGCUCUGACCACUCCAUUUGUUUAUCUGUGUAUUCUGCCAUAUUUGACCUCCGUUAUUGCCAGUCUUAUGUUUUUAAUACGUUUUAUUAAAUUUAAAUGUGAAAAGGU
Messenger RNA from Periophthalmus magnuspinnatus, 2514 nucleotides. It is a transcript of the gene cdc16, whose product is annotated as cell division cycle 16 homolog (S. cerevisiae). NCBI's taxonomy places the organism in Eukaryota, Metazoa, Chordata, Actinopteri, Gobiiformes, Gobiidae. The coding region runs from base 163 to 2010 and encodes 615 amino acids. The transcript has 18 exons. The record is from RefSeq and is a predicted model, not a curated record. Gene Ontology annotation, molecular function: protein binding. Gene Ontology annotation, biological process: cell division.